AAAAAAACAAACAAAGGGGUCUGAUUAUAGAAUUGAUGACCCUCAAGGGUCAAUGUACCUACAUUAAAUUAUGUAAUAAUAUUUUCUGUAAUGUCAAUAGCCAGGGAGGAAAAUGAGGACUACGUUUGUAUGGAGAAGCGGUCCCAUUUCUUCUUAAAUAAUUGGAAAUAGCGCCCGGUAUUAUCUAAACUGAUAACCCCGCCUGUUAUAAAGCCGUGUAAUACUUCUGUUAGGGCAGUGGCUUGCGAUCAAUUGGAUUACUUGAAAGUAUUGAAUAUUUAAAAUUCAUAAUGGCAGUGUUUGCAGUGUUAAUGUUGCUUAUGUUUUCUGGAGUGUAUUAUCAAGUGACGAAGCUAUAGCUGUUGCUUGUAGCACGAAUGACAUCGAUUGUCUGAGCAAAUCUACCGAAAAAUUCCUAGAAAAAACACACAAAGGAAUACCCACCUGGAAUAUUGUGGCCAUAGAUCCUUUAGUUAUGCCUUCAUUCGACAUCGUGUUUGAUAACGAAGGCUUAAUUUAUAAGCAUCAGAACUUGACCGUGACGGGAUUACAGAAUCAACAGAUAUCAGAUUUCAAAAUGGACACAAAAGCAAAGUCGGUAGUACUAACGACUAAAGCCGAUUUAGAGAUUGACACUGAUAUAAAUGUUAUAUUCUCCAAGUCGUCAAAGUCCUUACCGGGACAUUACAAGUCACAUGCAAGUGUAUUGGGCACAGCUACUUAUAAGUACGAGCUUAAGACUGACGAAAAAGGAGUUACUCAUUUCCAUGUCGGCCCAGAGACCAUCACUUGCAAAGUUGUGGACGCCCCGAGAGUUGAAUUGAAACCUGAAUUUCAGCAGACUCUUUCAAAUGAUGCUGAUGCCAAAGCUUUCAGUCAAGAGAAGAAAGACGAAUUAAGAGAAAAAGUAUUUUGCAAAAUAGCAGAGAAAGCAUACACAUACGUCGUCCACAACAUCAGAGCAGCUGCCAAAGCUGUACCUUCGUCAGCUUUUUUCACCAAUAUCGAAUAGAAAUAUGUAUUUUAUUAGUACCCAAUAUCUGCGUUUGUUUUGAUGUGGCAGGAGACUUAAGAAAUAUAUAGUCUGAAUAAAAGAACACACUAAAUUAUACUGUAUAUUAAAAGCACAUGCUACGAAUAACAACUAUUGUGAGUGAUAUUGAAAUCAAUUUAUGUACCGAGUUCAAACUGUUUUCUAGUGUUACUAACGAUUUUAUUCCGAAAAUAAAUUUAUAUUUAGUCCCAAAA
This is a messenger RNA of Cydia pomonella (codling moth), 1248 nucleotides long. Its product is annotated as juvenile hormone-binding protein-like. Lineage: Eukaryota; Metazoa; Arthropoda; Insecta; Lepidoptera; Tortricidae. The record is from RefSeq and is a predicted model, not a curated record. Bases 476 to 1012 code for a protein of 178 amino acids. The transcript has 5 exons.